This is a messenger RNA of Trifolium pratense (red clover), 1581 nucleotides long. RefSeq lists its product as uncharacterized. Gene Ontology annotation, cellular component: intracellular membrane-bounded organelle. The record is from RefSeq and is a predicted model, not a curated record. The transcript has a single exon. Bases 1 to 1581 code for a protein of 526 amino acids. NCBI's taxonomy places the organism in Eukaryota, Viridiplantae, Streptophyta, Magnoliopsida, Fabales, Fabaceae.
AUGAUAACAUUUAGGAAUGAUUAUGACUAUCUUGGUGUGGGGGGUCAAGACUUAAAGUAUGAGUAUAGCCAACUUGAAAAAGUUAAACAAUCAUGUUCAACGCAGAAGGUUGUUGAGAACAAGGGGGAAAGCUAUCCAGAUGCAUAUUCAUAUGACAUGAGAUUCGAUAUGUCGGUUAGAGAGUCCAAAAAAAAAGUAGCUUGGGGUUCUUCAUCUCCCUUAUUUGUUGAUGAUCAGUAUCAAUCUUCAUCUUUUGUUUCUUUCUCAAGAAGUGAAUUUGAUACCGGAAUCUUGAACAAUAUUAAUGGUGGCUUGUUUAACAUUAGCUACAAGAUUAGCCUCUCAGCGAUGUCUUCUUCACCUUUUGACAAGAACUCCUUGUUUAAUAUGUCUUAUUAUUAUUCGGUGAAGAUUUUGGCAGAAGGAGUUUAUGAUUCCAGAGAUGGAACCUUGUGUAUGGUAGGUUGCCGCAACCUUGUCUCAAACAAUGGAACACCAACAACAGAACGUUCAUUGGACUGCGAGGUUCUGAUGAAAUUUCAGUUCCCUUCUUUAGAUACAAAGGGUAAGAGCCACAUUAAGGGAAGUAUUGAAAGCAUGCGCCAAAAAUCUGAUCCUCUUUACUUCAAACAAUUAGAGGUAUCCGCGGUAGCAUAUUACAUCCAAGAAGCAAGAAGAAAUGUUUGUAGAUUGGAUAUAGAAGUCAUCAUGGCUCUGGUAUCUACAACUCUAGCAUGCAUUUUCAUCGGAUUGCAACUCCACCAUGUGAAGAGAAACCCUAAUGUGCUUCCCUUCAUCUCAAUUUUCAUGAUGUCGAUUCUCACAUUAGGUCACAUGAUACCACUUGUUCUCAAUUUCGAAGCACUUCUGGCUAGAAAUCCUAACGACAAAGCCUUUGUUUUAGGAUAUGUUGAAAAAUGGCUUGAAGUUAAUGAAAUAAGUGUGAGGCUAAUCACCAUGGUAGCUUUCUUGCUGCAAUUCCGUCUCCUGUAUAUAACUUGGUCGUCAAGAAAGACUAACGAAAGCGGGAACAACCUCUGGAUUGCCGAGAAAAAGGCUUCUUAUGUGACUUUCCCCUUGUAUGCAGCCGGAUUAUUGAUUGCGUUGUUGUUGAAGUUAAAAAAGGAUAGAGAUUCGGUUACCUCAGCGUACCAUGGCUACCAACAACAUGAUUCUUCUUGGGAGAACAUAAAAUCUUAUGGUGGUUUGGUAUUGGAUGGCUUUCUUGUGCCACAAGUCAUCCUAAACUUGUUUUCAAAUACAAAUGAGAAUGUUCUUUCAUUUUCAUUUUACUUUGGAACUACUUUUGUGAGACUCUUGCCACAUGCCUACGAUCUUUACCGGACUCAUAAUUAUGCUGACGAAGAUAGUAACUCAUACUACUAUGCUGAUCCAAGCCAAGAUUUUUACUCAACUUCUUGGGAUAUUUUCAUUCCUUUGGUAGGUAUUGUAUUUGCUAUCAUUAUCUACUUGCAGCAACGUUUUGGCGCUCAAUGCGUUCUUCCUCGGAAAUUCAAAGGAUCAAAGGGAUAUGCAAAGGUGCCUGAAUCAGAAGGAGAAGUAGAGACAACCAACUUGUAA